Molecule: messenger RNA, 4575 nt
Organism: Dimorphilus gyrociliatus
Lineage: Eukaryota; Metazoa; Annelida; Polychaeta; Dinophilidae
Source: the annotation of a GenBank genome assembly
ACAAAUCUUACGUCAUUAUAACGAAGAGGAAAUUCCGACGCUAUCUGAGCAACGUCAAUUUUUAAUCGAUUCCUACAUUGUGUCAAAGCUUUCUACAGGCGGCACUUGGCAAUUUUAAAUUAUUGCUGAAAAUCGGAGCACAAGGCUCAUCUUCUGCAAAAAUACAGAGGUUGAAUCCACCAAACUUCUAGGAAAACACUUGCUGAUCCGGCUCCGCCGGCCAUUGGGUUAGUUCAUUUUUAGAGUAGGGUUGGUACUUAUACGUGAGAAUAAUUAUUUUGAUUUAUCUCAAUUAACAUGCUUAAACAUUUUAAAAUAUCAAUUGAAAAAUUAAUUUUAUUAAGCAUCAUAAUAUAAUAUGUUGCUCUUUCAAAAAUUUAUCAGAUAUUUUGUGUUUGUAAGCUGCCACACCUGUCCUGACCUGAUUACGAAUAUUCUAGCAUUUUUCACUUUGAGCUGACUUGUCCUUAAAAAUAAAUUAUUUGUCGCAAAACUGCAUCUAAUCUAUUUAGUCGACGCAAUUUUAAAUAUUGCUUAAAAUUUUGUAAUUUUAUUUCCGAUCAUUGGUCAGUAGGCUUUCCGUCUUCGAAUCCGCCAUUUUUAUUUCAGAAGCCGGCACGUUCCCUGUCGUUCGAAAGAAAAUUCGAUUACAGCCAGUUAGAUUUUGAUUUCGUCUUCAUAUGACUUCUAAGUUUUAACUGAAAGUGUAAAUUAUUUAGCUCCCGCUUUGUUAAGCUUGAAUACCUCUGUUACAUAUUAAUACGACAUAUUUUUUUUAUAUUUUUAGAUGUCUAACAGUAACGACCAGUCUCCACCGGCAAAAAGAACGAAAUUAGAUAUUGUUAGUCGAUAACUUCAUUUAAAUCGAUGAAAAAAUACAUCCUUUUAUAUUUUUGAUAGAUGAAUCAGAACAGUUCAAACGGCAUGGAAAUCGACGAGAGCUUAUAUUCUAGGCAGCUGUACGUUCUCGGACAUGAAGCAAUGAGAAGAAUGGCUCAAUCAAACGUUCUCAUAGCCGGGAUGCGAGGCCUUGGGGUUGAAAUAGCAAAGAACAUAGUUCUUGGAGGUGUAAAAGCCGUCACCAUUCAAGAUACUGGCAAAGCUCAAUGGGGUGAUUUAUCUUCUCAGUUCUUUUUGAGAGAAGAGGAUUUAGGAAAAUACAGAGUUGACGUGGUUCAACCUCGUUUAGCAGAAUUAAACAGUUAUGUUCCUAUUAGCAUUUACAAAAAGGAACUACAAGAGGAAUUUGUUUCUGAUUUCAACGUUGUCGUUCUAACUAACUCUAGCAUAGAGGAACAGCGUAAAAUAGCUGAUUUCUGCCAUACUAAAGAUAUCUGCGUCAUAAUUGCUGACACAAAAGGAUUAUUUGGGCAAAUAUUUUGUGAUUUUGGCAAAUCCUUUACUGUAUAUGAUGAUAAUGGUGAACAACCUCUCUCAUAUAUGGUGGCAAAUAUUGAGCAAAGCGAAUUAGGCGUCGUCACUUGUUUGGAUGAUCAGAGACAAGAAUUUCAAGAUGGUGAUUACGUAACGUUCACCGAGGUUCAUGGAAUGACCGAACUAAAUGAAUGCGAACCACGAAAAAUUAAAUGUUUAGGACCAUACACAUUCUCCAUAGGUGACACAUCGAAAUUCAGCAGCUAUAGUCGUGGAGGAAUCGUUAAACAAGUCAAAACAGCAAGAAAAAUAGAAUUCAAAAGUUUCAGUGAAUCUCUGAAGUCACCGGAAUUUGUCAUUUCCGAUUUCGCUAAAUUUGAUAGGCCAGCGCAGUUACAUGCAGGCUUUCAAGCUUUGCACAAGUUUGUUCAAAGCAAUCAAGCUUUACCAGGACCGAGAAACGAAAAAGAUGCCGAAAAAGUACUAAAUCUUGCAAAAGAAAUUGAUAGCGAAAAUGGAGCAGCCGAUAUAAUUAAAGAUUUAGCAAUGCAAGCCACAGGCGACCUCUGUCCAAUGCAAUCUGUGAUUGGUUCAAUUGCGGCUCAAGAAGUAAUGAAAGCUUGUUCUGGAAAGUUUAUGCCCAUAGUACAAUGGUUUUACUUUGACGCUGUUGAAUGUAUUCCUGCAGACACUGUUUUAACGGAAAAAGAUUGCAAGCCUAAAAAAUGCAGAUACGAUGGACAAAUCGCUGUGUUUGGUGAAAAGUUUCAAGAAAUUUUAGGAAAUCAAAAAUACUUUUUAGUCGGGGCAGGAGCUAUAGGCUGUGAAAUGCUUAAGAAUUGGGCAAUGAUUGGAUUAGCUUGUGGUUCCAAUGGCCAAGCUUGGGUCACUGAUAUGGAUAUUAUUGAAAGAUCUAACUUGAACAGACAGUUCUUAUUCAGACCAGAAAAUGUAGGAAAAACCAAGUCUGCAACAGCAGCUAAUGCUUGUAGUCAAAUGAAUCCGAAAUUUAACAUAUAUCCUCAAGAAAAUCGUGUUGGGCCUGAAACAGAAAAUAUUUAUACAGAUGACUUUUUUGAAAAUUUGGAUGGCGUUACUAAUGCUCUGGAUAAUGUAGACGCCAGAAUCUAUAUAGAUAGAAGAUGUGUAUACUAUCGUAAACCUCUCCUUGAAUCGGGUACAUUAGGAACGAAAGGAAACGUUCAAGUCGUUAUUCCUUGGGUUACUGAAUCCUAUUCAUCUUCUCACGAUCCGCCAGAAAAGUCUAUUCCAAUAUGUACUCUAAAAAAUUUUCCUAACGCUAUAGAACACACUCUACAAUGGGCUCGUGAUCAAUUUGAAGGAAUUUUCAAACAAGCCCCUGAGAGUGCUGAACAAUAUUUAAAGGACAGCAAAUUUGUUGAAAGAACUCUCAAAUUACCUGGGGUUCAACCAGCCGAAACAUUAGAAACUGUGAAGAAGUUAUUGGUUGAUGAACGCCCAGCUAAAUUUGAUGAUUGUAUUAUGUGGGCAAGAAAGUUGUUUGAAGAGAACUAUACAAAUCAAAUUAAACAACUAUUGUUCAAUUUCCCCGAAGAUUAUACGACUUCUUCGAAUACUCCAUUCUGGUCAGGACCUAAACGGUGUCCUCAUCCUAUUUUCUUUGAUGCGUCAAAUUCUGAGCAUCUUGAUUAUGUAGUAGCGGCCGCCAAUCUGAGAGCGGAAAUGUAUGGAAUGACUGAAAGGGCUGAUAGAAGUUAUAUUCAAAAGUAUGCCGAAAAGAUAAAACUUGUAGAAUUUGUUCCACGUAGUGGAAUUAAGAUAGCUACGACUGAUUCAGAAGCAGCAAGUGCUAAUGAUGAUGGAUGUGCUGAUGAAGAGGCCCUACAAAGACUGCUGAGUCAAAUUCCAAACUGUCAACAAUUAGACGGUUUACAAAUAAAAGCCAUUGAAUUCGAAAAGGAUGAUGAUACAAAUUUCCAUAUGGAUUUUAUUGUUGCCUGUUCUAAUUUGAGAGCUACAAAUUAUGAUAUUCCAACAGCGGAUAGACAUAAAUCGAAACUUAUAGCUGGUAAAAUCAUUCCAGCUAUUGCAACUACCACAUCUUUAAUUGUCGGUCUUGUUAUCCUGGAAUUGUAUAAGCUUGUUUCUGGACAAAAGAAAGUUGAACGUUUCAAAAACGGUUUUAUAAAUUUAGCUUUACCAUUCUUUGGAUUUAGCGAACCGAUAUGUGCACCUAAGGUGGAAUAUUAUGAUAAGGAAUGGACUCUUUGGGAUCGUUUUGAUGUUAAUGGAGAAAUGACUUUACGUGAACUUUUAAAUUAUUUCAUGGAUAAACAUGGACUGGAAGUAACAAUGCUUUCUCAAGGCGUCUCCAUGUUAUAUUCAUUUUUCAUGGCAAAAAACAAGAAGGAAGAACGUUUAGGAAUGCUUAUUUCGGAUGUUGUUCGCAAGGUUUCAAAAACGAAAAUUCCAACUCACGUAAAAGCACUUGUAUUGGAAAUUUGUUGUAAUGAUAGGGAUGGGAAAGAAAAAUUUUCUUUUCUUGCGGAAACGGAAAUUUUCGAAAGACUGGUUAACUUCUCUAAGUUGUCAUUUGCUGCUCUUCGUCAGAAGCAUACUCUUCCUGACCUUCCUUAUGAUUACAAUGCUUUGGAGCCAUAUAUUUCUGCAGAUAUCAUGCAGUUGCAUCACAGUAAGCAUCACGCUGCUUACGUAAACAAUCUUAAUAACGCAGAGGGGGCUAUUGAGGAAGCCAAAAGUAAGGGUGACUUGAACACCGUUAUUACUUUACAGCAAGUUCUAAAAUUCAAUGGAGGAGGUCACGUAAACCAUUCGAUUUUCUGGCAAAAUCUAAGUCCUAAUGGAGGUGAACCAACUGGAGAUCUUUUAGAAGCUAUAAAGAGGGACUUUGGAAGUGUUGAAAAAAUGAAAGCGGCUAUUAGUGCUUUAGCCGUAGGCGUCCAAGGAUCUGGUUGGGCCUGGUUGGGUUACAAUAAGGAUAGAGACCGUUUGUCAAUUGCCGCCUGCCCAAAUCAAGAUCCUCUACAGGCCUCUACUGGCCUGAUACCUUUGUUCGGUAUCGAUGUUUGGGAGCAUGCCUACUAUCUUCAAUACAAAAAUGUCCGACCCGAUUACGUCAAUGCUAUCUGGAAUGUUGCGAACUGGAAUGAUAUCGAAAAUAGAUACAAUUCCAACAGAAAGAUUGAAACUCGACAAUAA